Messenger RNA from Rodentolepis nana, 435 nucleotides. The record is from the annotation of a GenBank genome assembly. NCBI's taxonomy places the organism in Eukaryota, Metazoa, Platyhelminthes, Cestoda, Cyclophyllidea, Hymenolepididae.
AUGUUCGGCCAAGUGAUGUAUAUCUUUUUGAAAAGCCAACAGGUAAAGAGAUGCCGAAAGUCUGCUUCGACCCAAUCGGAUAACUCGACGACAAGCAGUUUUCUCGAAGAAGGUAUACGGAAUAUCUCUCUCUAUGCCGAUGAUGAAACCGACGAAUCCCAUAGUUAUCAGCCCCUAACUUCUCAGUCGUCUCGAGUGCGGCCGUACGAGAACGUGCCAGAUAUUCUCUCGAAUCUUCACGGGACGAAUAAGCGACUUUCUGCGCGUUAUACAGGCCUCAGUGGUCUUUUGGCCGAUCCAUUUACUGGAAAACAUGUGUGCGUUGCCCUAGCAGGUCCUGGUGAGUUAUGCGAACAUUUCCUCUUGAAACCACUCACCAUACUGUUCGUUGAGUACGUUGGCAUCACCAAAGUGUAUUACUUCUUAACCCUCUAA